AAGACGAUUCUGGCGUUGCGUUAGGGUUUCAAGGGCCAACAAGCUCCGCGACCACGGUCGUUUUUUUUCUUCACGAGUUUCGGUGUGGUUUGCAGAUUUCAUUUCAGUGAUGAGUUGAUCUGGGAUGAGGUCUGAGCUUCACGUAGCAUCGCGCAAUGCAAGGUCAUAUAGGUGAGGACGUGGGAAAGGUCCGAUCGCAACCAGAGAUAAGUCCCGAAAUCGCACCCGAUGAAGCGAGUGGAGUUUUGGAGGAAGAACACGAUGACCAGCACGCCGAGGAAGGCUCCACGGAAGAGCGGAUUCCGAGGCAUGUGCACCCUGGAAGCAGCAGCGAGAAUCCGCAUGUAGAAUCUAGUGAGAGACGAGAGGGUCGAAUGAGUGACAUAGCCACGGCCGUGAAGUUGGUAAAGGCCGUUGAAGAUGAUGCCAAGGCAGUAGCGGGCAGUCUCGUGGGAUUGUUUUCGUCGCUCCAGUCUGCGCUGUCCGAGGUUACGGGGAGUUCAGUCGAUCACAUGAAGUGUCACAGCGAGGCGGCAGGGCUGCUUCAGGAUGCGUCCAUUGAUGCUGCUGCCAAGGGGCAGAGGUUUAUCAACGCUUGCUUGCGAUUGAAUGAAGAGAUGAAGUCCGUGGGAAACCUGGCAGCUCAGCUGAAAGCACUUCGGCAAGUUGUGGACCAGUUUGAGUAUCAUGCGUCGAGAAGUCUUCCACGUUUGUGAGACCUAGGGUGAAUUGUUUGAGCUUGUAAAUAAACUUUGUGCAUUUUCCAGCCAAGCAGUCCAUGUCCAGUUGACUUUAUGACUCCGUUUUGUGUCUGGAUUCGGUGUUAUGAGUGGGCGAUUAAAUGAGAAGGUCCGAAAGAAUAUCUUUGUAACCAUGGGUAGUUGUUCUGACCUUCCAACCCACUGAACAUCCGCAGUUUCUUGCUAAUGUGUUGUGUUGCAGUAAAAUCGUAGCCAUAUGAAUAAGGUUACUUUUACAGACGAGAACGUUAAUGUGUUGGAAGUGUAUGGUCAUUUUCAGAAUUACAAAGCCGUUAUGCUUAGAUAGCGGGAUGUGUGACUAACCUGACCGCAUAACCUUCUCCUGAUGCAAAAGCCCCAUAAGCUCCCUUGUGACGCCGAGGUAAUCCAGGCCAGCUUCCACGCAGUUUCUACUACUUUCUGCAAGGGUCCAACAUAGACGACAAGUUUGGUCUUCUUGCAACGACUGAUGAGUGACUCAGCAUUGUUGACAUCCGCUUUGAAAAUGGCAAUGGAAGAGUUUGCAGAGGCCUUCUUGUCCCCGGAUGUCCUUAACAAAGCCCCAGGAAGCAUUUUCCUCCAGCGGCUAGUUCUGGCAAUCCUCUGAAAUUGCACGUUCGAAUGGUUGAUUUCACGGUGCACGGACUUCUCCUGGAAUCUUGACGCGCCGAGUGUUCCAGCCCUCAGACGAAAGGGGACCUAGACUGGGCUUACCGGGGUCGUCCGGCGGAUGAACCCGCAUAAACUCUUGCUUGGCAAGAGUUGUACUGGUUCGUUGACUUCUCUAGGUCCAUUCUUCAAGCACAUCAAUCGAUCAAAUGUGGAUUUUGAGCUCAACCUUGUGCAGAAGGCAUCAAAUUAGAAAUGCAUGAAUUCGUGCAUCGGAGGAUGAUCUUGAAGGUGGACUUUGGCAUGGACAGGACGGAUGAGGACGACGAGGAUGAAGGUGGUCCAAGGCACUACGCUCCUGAAAAUGACAUGCACACGGGGUACUACACGUCGUGGAGACGCAAGCAAUCUCGAGCUCAUUGAAGUAGGGCAAAAGAAUGGAAGGGAAUCUCUUUGGAUCCACCACAGGUAACUGCUGUCGAUUUCGUCCUCGUGUUAAAUUGCGAUGUUGGUGGAAGUUGCGGAGCCGUUGAAGAUUAUGUACAUCAUAUAUUAGAUCGAUCUAAUGAUGCUUUGGUACGCUUAUAUGCAGUCUUUUAGUUGCAUGAAAAGCAAGUACAUGUACAAGUUGGCGACAGAGACUCUGUUGACAUUUCACGAGCAACCAUGUCUAAGAUAGAGUAUGUAUCCAUGAACGUCCUUCGAUUCUCCUGUUUUCUUUCCGUAAUCUGUCCAAUAUGCUUUUUAUCUAGGAUUCUUAUUAUCAAAUGCCCAGUUUUAAAUUAUCAAUAAUAUUUAACGUGUA
Physcomitrium patens is the source of this 2154-nucleotide messenger RNA. Lineage: Eukaryota; Viridiplantae; Streptophyta; Bryopsida; Funariales; Funariaceae. The record is from RefSeq and is a predicted model, not a curated record.